AUUAUGUGCAGAUGAGCCACGUUCGGGUGUGGCACUGAGCAUCGCCGUGAUCCCGAUCCGCCACAGUGACCAUGCCGGCCGUUUCCAAGGGAGACGGGAUGCGGGGCCUGGCCGUAUUUAUCUCCGAUAUCCGAAACUGUAAGAGUAAAGAAGCUGAAAUUAAACGAAUUAACAAGGAGUUGGCCAAUAUCCGAUCCAAAUUUAAGGGAGAUAAAGCCUUGGAUGGUUACAGCAAGAAGAAAUAUGUCUGCAAGCUGCUUUUCAUCUUCCUGUUGGGCCAUGACAUCGACUUCGGGCACAUGGAGGCCGUCAAUUUGCUCAGCUCCAACAAAUAUACAGAAAAACAAAUUGGCUACCUGUUCAUUUCAGUGCUGGUGAACUCCAACAGUGAGCUGAUCCGCCUCAUCAACAAUGCUAUCAAGAAUGACCUGGCAAGUCGCAAUCCCACCUUCAUGUGCCUGGCCCUGCAUUGCAUCGCCAAUGUUGGCAGCCGUGAGAUGGCAGAGGCCUUUGCUUCUGAGAUCCCCCGUAUCCUGGUGGCUAGUGAUACCAUGGACAGUGUGAAGCAGAGUGCUGCUCUCUGCCUCUUGCGCCUCUACAAGACUUCACCUGAUUUGGUGCCCAUGGGAGAAUGGACAUCACGUGUGGUGCACCUUCUGAAUGACCAGCAUAUGGUAUGUUAUCCUCUUCUGAGUUCCAUUAUUGUGUCUUCAGCCUCCACAGACCUCCAGGACUACACCUAUUACUUUGUGCAAGCCCCAUGGCUCUCAGUCAAGCUUCUGCGCCUGCUACAGUGUUACCCACCCCCAGAAGAUGCAGCAGUGAAAGGGCGCCUGGUUGAAUGCUUGGAGACUAUCCUCAACAAGGCUCAGGAACCCCCCAAGUCCAAGAAGGUCCAGCACUCCAAUGCCAAGAACGCUAUCCUUUUUGAAGCCAUCAGUCUCAUCAUCCACUAUGACAGUGAACCCAACCUGCUGGUACGUGCAUGCAAUCAACUAGGCCAGUUCCUGCAGCAUCGAGAGACCAACCUUAGAUACCUAGCCUUGGAGAGCAUGUGUACUCUAGCCAGUUCUGAAUUCUCACAUGAAGCUGUCAAAACCCACAUUGAAACUGUCAUCAAUGCUCUAAAGGUCAGACUUUGAAAUAUGCAGAGCAAA
This is a messenger RNA of Thamnophis sirtalis, 1157 nucleotides long. The record is from RefSeq and is a predicted model, not a curated record. Lineage: Eukaryota; Metazoa; Chordata; Lepidosauria; Squamata; Natricidae.